Messenger RNA from Trypanosoma conorhini, 1032 nucleotides. RefSeq lists its product as uncharacterized. The transcript has a single exon. The record is from RefSeq and is a predicted model, not a curated record. NCBI's taxonomy places the organism in Eukaryota, Euglenozoa, Kinetoplastea, Trypanosomatida, Trypanosomatidae. The coding region runs from base 1 to 1032 and encodes 343 amino acids.
AUGACGCUGACGGUGCGGCGCCGUGCGGUGUGCGCGUUGGCGCUCCUCGCGCUGCUCUGCGGCUGCUGCGCCUCGUUUGUCUGCGGGGCGACGGGGAGUGAGCCGUCCACAGUGCCGGUGCAGUUGGCGUGUAAGCGGGAAGGCGAACUUUUUCUUUGGCGCUUUCCCGGCGAGGGCAACUGGACGCCGUGUACGAAAGAUGUGCGGAGGGGAAGAUUCCUUGAGUGUUCGGCCUUGUGCCAUGACGUCGAAGAGCAGUACCAGGAUUGGGAGUGUGCCACGGCGUGUGCUGGUGCCAACGAGGACGCUGUUGCGUUCACGAUGAAUUUUCAGCGUGAUCAGGGAAAGAGCGGGUUUUGCAGGGACUGGCCGGCGUCAAGCACUGCCGCCGUCGCCCUCUCCGAGACGCCAGACAUUUGCCAGCCACCGUCCGCGGGGCCGGUGUUGCCUGAAGUCGCCGCCGCCGGAAAAACUCUUCGUGGUGACGAAGCGCAGCCGCCAGCGGCACCUGCAGCGGGCACCCCGGCGGCCGAUGGUGCGGGCGGCGCUGAAAAGCGCACAGACGCAGCCGCCAAAGUCGGGAGCCCGGACUCUUCCAGCCCCCCGCCCACGGACCCUGCGCCCGAGGGAGGGAGCGGUGGCCCGGCCGCCCCCCGGGACUGGACCACGUUUAUCAGCGACGCCGAAAUGAUGUUGCGGAAGAGUGCAGAUGGUGGCGUCGUUGUGCGUGGGACUGCAGCUCCCUUGCUGCUGCUGCCGCUGCUGCUGGGGGAUGUGGGGCGCCGGGGCGCUUGCCUGAGCGGCAGAAUGCAGCGGGGGUUGAGAGGCCGAAGAGGAACACACGCACGCGUGGGACCCAAAAAAAAAUUCAUCGCUGUCCGUGAGGACUUUCUUUUUUGUUGUGCUCAAUCAGUUUUUUUUCUUUUUUUUCUUUUUCCACGGGUGCGUAGGCCCUACGUUCGGGGCCGGGCUUACAUGCACCCUUCUCUUUUCCCCGUUCUUUUGCUUGCGCGGCCCGCGAAGGGCCCUUGA